CCCACAUAAUUUUCAUCUACAAAUUCUGCUUCUGGUCCAGUUCAACCAAGCAGCUUCACAUUUGCUGCAUUCGCUUCGCAUUUCACCCCCGACCUUACGCUUAAUCGCACAUCCUUGAACUCGGAGGAGAUCUGCUAGCACUAGACGCCAUGCUGAGGAAGCAGAUUGGUGGAUCUGGCCAGCAGCGGGCGGGCCUCCGACGGGUGAACCAAGGACCUGCGCGUCGGCGGUUGGCACCCUGCCGCGUGGCGGCCCCCGUGCAAACCUCGUCCUCCGUCGCCACAUUCAAUGGCUUCGUGGACUACAUUCACGGACUCCAGAAGAACAUUCUGAGCACUGCUGAGGAUCUGGAGAACGGCGAGCGGAAGUUUGUUGUUGACCGCUGGGAGCGCGACGCCAGCAACCCCAACGCCGGGUAUGGCAUUACGUGCGUGCUUGAGGACGGGAAGGUGCUGGAGAAGGCCGCAGCCAAUAUCUCAGUGGUGCGCGGGACGCUGUCGGCGCAGCGCGCAGUGGCCAUGAGCUCCCGCGGCCGCAGCAGCAUCGACCCCAAGGGCGGGCAGCCCUACGCCGCGGCCGCCAUGAGCCUAGUGUUCCACAGCGCGCACCCGCUCAUCCCCACGCUGCGCGCAGACGUGCGGUUGUUCCAGGUGGGCGAUGAGGCGUGGUACGGCGGUGGCUGUGACCUGACGCCCAACUACCUAGACGUGGAGGACUCGCAGUCCUUCCACCGCUACUGGAAGGACGUGUGCGGCAAGUACAAGCCGGGCCUGUACACCGAGCUCAAGGAGUGGUGCGACAGGUACUUCUACAUCCCGGCCCGCAAAGAGCACCGUGGCAUUGGCGGCCUGUUCUUUGAUGACAUGGCCACUGCGGAGGCGGGCUGCGAUGUGGAGGCGUUUGUGCGGGAAGUGGGAGAUGGCAUCCUGCCCUGCUGGCUGCCCAUCGUGGCGCGGCACCGUGGCCAGCCCUUCACGGAGCAGCAGCGGCAAUGGCAGCUGCUGCGCCGCGGUCGCUACAUCGAGUUCAACCUGCUGUACGACCGCGGCAUCAAGUUCGGUCUGGACGGCGGCCGCAUCGAGAGCAUCAUGGUGUCGGCGCCGCCGCUGAUCGCGUGGAAGUACAACGUGGUGCCACAGCCGGGCAGCCCCGAGGAGGAGAUGCUGAAGGUGCUUCAGCAGCCCCGCGAGUGGGCCUGAGCCUUGCAAACGCAACGCUUGUCUUGUGCGCGGAGUGUUGAGGCGGACGGGGUUUGAUUGUUUGCUGUACGGUUUGUUGGUCUGGGGAUUGGGGGAGAGGUGUGAGUGGCGCAAGCAGAAUGCUGUCGUGUUGUCUGUGACCCUGCGCCGCCGGCAGGAAGGAAGACGUUUGGUUGCCUUUGGCAGGAGGCCUUGGCAUUGUGCGUUGCGUGUUGUAUGGUAUCCAAAUAGAGUCGGGUCCAACUUCAAAGCCAUAGGACGGCCAGGGUUGUGACUGCGGUACGCACGCCUGCUACGAGCAGGGCGUGCAAAAGACGGCAAUAUUGUAACGACUGGAUGAG
Molecule: messenger RNA, 1540 nt
Organism: Chlamydomonas reinhardtii
Lineage: Eukaryota; Viridiplantae; Chlorophyta; Chlorophyceae; Chlamydomonadales; Chlamydomonadaceae
Exons: 7
Coding region: 150-1199 (349 amino acids)
Cellular component (GO): cytoplasm
Molecular function (GO): coproporphyrinogen oxidase activity
Source: RefSeq, a predicted model, not a curated record